Molecule: messenger RNA, 1491 nt
Organism: Pelmatolapia mariae (spotted tilapia)
Lineage: Eukaryota; Metazoa; Chordata; Actinopteri; Cichliformes; Cichlidae
Product: GATA zinc finger domain-containing protein 14-like
Exons: 4
Coding region: 1-1491 (496 amino acids)
Source: RefSeq, a predicted model, not a curated record
AUGGCCCAGAGGAAGAAGUUGUUAGUGAGUCUGGAGGUUUGGGGCCUGCCUGACCGACCAGAAGGCAGCGGGUCAAACGGGUGGUGGGCAGGCUCACCUAUGAUAGCCCUGGUUUACCUGAGACAGGAGGAUCUGGCGAAUGCCUCCAGCGACAACAACCACAGCCGCUCCAACAACAACCACAACUGCAGCGACAACAACCACAACUGUUCCAGCAACAACCACUAUCGCAGCGACAACAACCACAGGUGUUCCAAUAACAACCACAACUGCAGCGACAACAACCACAACUGUUCCAACAACAACCACAACUGUUCCAACAACAACCACAACUGUUCCAACAACAACCACAACUGCAGCGACAACAACCACAACUGUUCCAACAACAACCACAACUGUUCCAACAACAACCAAAACUGCAGCGACAACAACCACAACUGUUCCAACAACAACCACAACUGUUCCAUUAACAACCACAACUGUUCCAACAACAACCACAACUGCAGCGACAACAACCACAACUGUUCCAACAACAACCACAACUGCAGUGACAACAACCACAGCUGCUCCGACACCCACUACAACUGCUGUUCCAACAACAACCACAACUGCAGCGACAACAACCACAGCUGCUCCAACAACAACUACAACUUUUCCAACAACAACCACAACUGUUCCAACAACAACCACCACUGCAGCGACAACAACCACAACUGUUCCAACAACAACCACAACUGUUCCAACAACAACCACAACUGCAACGACAACUACCACAACUGUUCCAACAACAACCACAACUGCAGUGACAACAAUCACAACUGUUCCAACAACAACCACAACUGCAGCGACAAUUACCACAGCUGCUUCAACAACAACCACAACUGUUCCAACAACAACCACAACUGCAGCGACAACAACCACAACUACUCCAACAACAACCACAACUGCAGCGACAACAACCACGUCUGCAGCGACAACAACCACAACUGUUCCAACAACAACCACAACUGCAGCGACAACAACCACAACUGUUCCAACAACAACCACAACUGCAGCGACAACAACCACAGCUGUUCCAACAACAACCACAACUGCAGCGACAACAACCACAGCCGCUCCAACAACAAUCACAAGUGUUCCAACAACAACUACAACUGUUCCAGCAGCAACCACUAUCGCAGCGACAACAACCACAGCUGUUCCAACAACACCCACAACUGCAGCGACAACAACCACAGCUUCUAUGUGGGCUGCUUGGACACCUCUGUGUGCCUUCGUGUACCAGUCAAAUACGCCACAGACAUAGACGGUGUUGAGGUCCCUAUGAAGCAGGAGGUGUGGGGGUAUGCCGUACCCUCUAUCCUUCAGGGGGAGGGGAAACGAACUUCUUCUUUCUACUCUAUAGGGGUGUCCAAAUUCAUAGGCUGCAUCCUCCUGAGGACCUGGCCUUUGCAGUCUACGUGGGCCGGGUCCUCCAAAGGCCGGAAGUGA